Molecule: messenger RNA, 2136 nt
Organism: Anisakis simplex (herring worm)
Lineage: Eukaryota; Metazoa; Nematoda; Chromadorea; Rhabditida; Anisakidae
Source: the annotation of a GenBank genome assembly
CUGCAAGAUUCGAUUUGUGAAUAUUUCUCCAACGUUGAAUGCUGCAUCGAAAAAACGCCUUGCCUUUCCGAGCCACCGUUCAAUUUUGCAUUUGAUAAUCUUGGACGAAAACUUCACUUGUUACCUUCUGGAACUGCUUUACCCAAGGAUUUUCAUCUGAUCGCUUCACUACCAGAAGGUGACGUAAUUAGUGAUCAACAAGCUGCAGAAACGGUUCAUUUGGUGGUUGCUGGAGGUAACGACUGGUGCACACCAAUUCAGCGAGUGUUCAAUAAAACUCAUGAUUCUGCUGCAUGGGCGCUUUUAGUACUUGAAUUGCGAUCUGGAAACGCUCAUUUUGAAAUACUUUCAAGGAACAGUAAGCCAGCCACAAAAUCAAACGAAAGCACAAUAUUGUGGCUAUUACCAAUUUGUAUGGAACCCCCUCAAAAGCCAAGAACUGUUAAAAAGAUCUUAGUUAAGAAGUCCCCUGAAAAGACAACUACAGCAUCUUCUGGAAGCGUUACCAGAGUAACCAAAACACCCAAUGGUACGAAAAUUGUACGUAAAAAGAUCAUAGUAAGAGAUGAGCAUGUCUCUGUAACUGGAACAGAGAAAUCAGAGAGUAUCGGAACGAAGAAAAAAAUAAAUGACAAUAUGAGUAUCAGUGAUAAGAAUGAUAGCGAUAUUAUAAGCAGUAUUGACAAUAACAACACCAGUAACUGUACCAGUAACAAAAGCAAUGAGCACAACGGCAGCAGCACUGAUAAAAAUGCUAAGAGUCGCGAGGUGGCAAAAAAAACUGAACAGAUGAAUACAGAUAGAUCAGGUAUUGAUUCUGGCGUUUCGUUAACCGAUUCGGACAAUGAGAAGUCACAAAAAAAUGAUUUGAGUGCUCUUGAAGAAAGCAAUGAUCGAGAUACGGAUAAAAACGAAUGGGUUACACCAUGUACCACACCUGACCCUGGCUUACAACUGAUCGAAACAGACAAAAAAUAUGACACAAAAGAGAAUGCAGUAGAUAUCUCAACGUCAUUCACAAUUGCACUACCAACCAACGAAACGACGAGUCAUCAAAGAAUGAAUUCUGAAAAUAUUCCUGAGAAAGUUAUGAAGAAUGAUGAAACGAGUACUGCUGAUGAAGAACGAUCGUCCUGCGAAAGUGCACAAAACCGAAGACACAUGAACGCAUGUAUUUCCAGUGAUGAACGAUGCAGUCCAACAUUAAGUUCAACGUCAUCAAGACUCAGUCCACCGUCAGAUGUCAGUGAGAGGGUUAUACCCAAACAGAAACUGGUCAACAACAAUGACAGCAUCGCUACUUUUGGUAAGGAAAUUGAUUCUAAUUUUAGGCGCACAUCAACACUUCACGACAGUCUUCAGAGGAAUGAUCUUUUAAGAACAGAUAUUCAAAUGCCGGUUCAGGUUCUUCAACAAGUGUUGAAAAAAUUAACAUUCAAAGAGUUGGGUGAAUUGCGACGCGUACAUCCACACUGGGAUGAACUGUGUGGUCAGGCAUUGAACAGUGGAUAUUAUGAAAUUGUGAAGAAAGCUGAUAAAAUGCUCACCGAAUGUCAGCGCCGAGUUCGUAAUGAGCGUCAACUGCACAAUGUGCUGGCAUUACUCACUAAUCUUCAAGUUCAUAUUCUCAAUCCAAUCGACAUCCUUCGACCGGCCAUGGAUGAAGGUGUCUGUUGUUUCGUAUAUGGAAAGUUGCUCGAUAAAAUAUUCGCUAUUGUUCUCAACGCUAAACGUAUGAUGAAUGGUGAAUAUGAUCUGGAAGUGGAUUGGAAAUCUGUGGCUGAUCUAGCGCGUGAAGCGCAGAUACACUACAAAACGAAUUUGGAAGCUGUAAUGGAGGAGAAACUGAGCGAUGUGGUUAGAUUGAAGGCAUUACAGAGGAUACAACGAAUCGACAGCUUUAUCGUUGAUUCGACCGUUGUUAAACUUGAAAAUCAUCAGGUCAAAUCAAAUAGUUCUUAUAGAGCAGCGCAUAUGGCACGAGAUGAUCUGGAAUGGGAAAUCGAGCAAUUACGACAGCAGAACUCACAAUUACGAAAGGACAACCGCGACCUGAAAAAAGACUAUAUGCGACUAGAGUCACGCGUUGAGAUGCUCGAGAAUAAAUUCAAGACUAUGGCUCGUUUAUUGCAAUAA